AUGCAGUGUGAGGAUGAUCUGUUAGCUGUACUCACCACCGGUCAAAACGGAGAGGAACCAGGUCCUGUUCCCAGUGCUGAAUCAGCCGAAGUUCACUUUGAUACGGAACGUCCCAGUCCUCCUUCAGUAGUCCCCAACACCCCGAGAAAAGGUGCCCGUACGAGUCAACUUGCCCAGGCUGAACGCAUGGUCAAAGGGAGUCGAAUUGACCUUGCAGCCGGCGAACCACUUGAUAAUGCUGCUGUCCCUAUUCCACUGGUAGAUAGGGGUCGAGGUGUUCCUCGGAACAUUCUCGGUGUCGUCUUGGAACGUGACCAAAAUGACAUGUACACCAUUGGAGUCAAGGCAGGAGUUCUGAAGGCAAAGCUGUCAUGCAACCAGUUUAACUUAUGCCCUCAGCGCCCGUUGGGAGAGGACUCCAUCAAUCGCGACAGGGUGGUAUCUCUGCUAGAAGCCGUUACCUUUGAAUCGAACUGUGGUGGACAGGGUUUUGUCAAAUGCAACUGCGCAGGACCCAAAAAGUGUCGAACAAACAGAUGCAAGUGCUUUAAAAACAAAGUUAAAUGUAACAGUAGGUGCCACGCCAGCAUGACUUGUGCUAAUAAAGUCUAA
Molecule: messenger RNA, 612 nt
Organism: Penaeus monodon (black tiger shrimp)
Lineage: Eukaryota; Metazoa; Arthropoda; Malacostraca; Decapoda; Penaeidae
Exons: 2
Coding region: 1-612 (203 amino acids)
Source: RefSeq, a predicted model, not a curated record